AAAAUUCUUAAUUUUUUAUUCAAAUCAUCAGUAUCAAGUAUCAAGCCAACAAUGAGCUUCAGAAAGUCAAUAGCUUCUAUAAGAAGCAAGAGAGCAUCUAUAGCCAGUCGUCACUCCAGAGCGGGAAGUAUCGUUGCAAUGCCAAUGUUUGAGCAAAGUAUCCGACAACAAAAAUACUUUACGACCGUUGCUUAUGACUUGGAGGACUGGGUGCUUAUAGAUCGAAUCUACAAAGACAGUGCAGAUGUGAGCGAGCAGCCCAGUUAUAGCACUAAAAAAUUCUCUUAUGAGCUCGAGUGUCAUUGGCGUUAUCUGCAGAUGAAAUCGUUGUAUGAUGCGCAGUUCAUGCGCCAAUUGAAGUAUUUCAUAUCCACAAAGCCAGUAAGCGAACAAUACUUUACUAAGAGACUCUUGUCAUACACAACGCUCUGGCCUCCUCUGCACACCAAGCGUGAAUUGGAGUAUUUUAAGAGGAAUUUCUUCAAACUGACACCGGCGCGGGAGAAACGCUUGGAAUACUUAUUAAAAACCGAUUUAAGCAUGGACUGCUAGGUAAUAUGCAUUUAAUUGUAAGUCCAAACGUUUAUGCGAAAUGUUUGAAUUUACAAUUAAUUGCUAAAUUCGGUCUCUACUUGCUCUAAUAGCUAAUGACGCUUUAAGCUUCACUCGUCAUUAUCGGUAUGAAAGCAAUGAAAUCUGCAAAGCCUUUUAAGGCAAAUAAUGCAUGAAUAAACAACUGUUUAGAUGAUGAAUAUUUAAUUUCCAUUCACAGUUUGCUCACUCAUUUAGUCAAUCAUAAAUAAUUGGUUGUAAAAAGAACAAAAGAAGCCUAUUGAAUUGUAAUA
Messenger RNA from Drosophila busckii, 845 nucleotides. RefSeq lists its product as uncharacterized. The transcript has 3 exons. The record is from RefSeq and is a predicted model, not a curated record. Bases 52 to 552 code for a protein of 166 amino acids. Lineage: Eukaryota; Metazoa; Arthropoda; Insecta; Diptera; Drosophilidae.